AUGCUACCUUCUUUCUCAACAUCUACAGAGGAGUUUUCUUCUUCUCAAGCCUUUGAGACUUUUAUACCUGCAGUUCCUACUUUGCCAGCUUUAUGUGAAGCUCAGUUGGAAGCUUUACUCCCUCAUAUACCAUCAUCUAGUUCUUCUGAGGUUGUUCUCGACCCAAAUAGUUCCUCCAGGUCUAAUGAUUCAAAUCAUGCUAAUGAUCAUCCUAUGGAAACUCGAGCAAAGUCUGGUAUUAGCAAACACAAGGAUUUCUCAGAUUAUCAUUGUUUUAGUUCGACUUUUCUACCCCCUUCCGAACUAGAUGAACUUGCCAGUUAUAAGAUAGCUUCUUACUCCUCAGAAUGGACAAAAGCUAUGCAAGAGGAGAUUGCAGCUUUACAUAUGCAAGGCACAUGGGUUUUAGUUCCACCUCCUUUGCAUAAAAAUGUGGUUGGUAGUAAAUGGAUCUACAAGAUCAAACAAAAUUCUGAUGGCACCAUUUCCAUAUAUAAAGCAAGGCUCGUAGCUCAGGGCACAUGGUUUUGA
Prunus dulcis (almond) is the source of this 531-nucleotide messenger RNA. RefSeq lists its product as uncharacterized. Bases 1 to 531 code for a protein of 176 amino acids. The transcript has a single exon. NCBI's taxonomy places the organism in Eukaryota, Viridiplantae, Streptophyta, Magnoliopsida, Rosales, Rosaceae. The record is from RefSeq and is a predicted model, not a curated record.